AUGGACGAAGAUACACUCCACCUUGUGGCGUGUGCCCUUUCGGGCCUUGCCUCCUUUUCCUUCAUCCUCACCUACAUUAUCCUGACGGUGCAAGCGAGCAACACCGCAACAAACAAUGCGAACAAUGGCAACAGCUCGUCGUCUGAUGAUAAUGAAGGUGUCUCGGCAGCUGCUAGGGUGGUCUUUCUCGUCCUCGGCAUCGUCCUCGGCUCGCUCUCGUGCGCCAUCUACAAGCGCUAUCGCAACACCUUUGCCUCCACCAGGCGGAGCCGUCGCAAUACUCUGCUCAAUCCGGGUGCGCAACCGACGUAUGCUGCCGGUCCGCGUGCGCCGCCGGCGUUCAACACCCCAGCGCCGCACGUCCAGAACCCGGCGCCGUACGUCGUGCCGUACAACCCGCCACGGGUGUCUGGCACGCCACCACCGCCGCAGUCCAACUACGCCCCGCCGCCGCCGUCUUCGUUGGGCUACGGCCCUCCACCGACAGCCUCACGCGGCGCUGUUCCUCCAGUGUACGGGGGGUCGGUGCCGCCAUCGUUUGGUGGCGCAGGUGGCUACCAGCCACCGCCAGUCACCCACGCCCCGCCGCAGCACCCGCAGACCAAGCCACCGCCGAUGCCCUCUGCCCCGCCGCCGGCGCCUGCAGUUCCACCCGCGCCUGCGCCCGACAUGCCGCCGCCGCUCUAUUCCACUACCGAGUGA
Messenger RNA from Thecamonas trahens ATCC 50062, 702 nucleotides. RefSeq lists its product as uncharacterized. The transcript has 2 exons. The record is from RefSeq and is a predicted model, not a curated record. Bases 1 to 702 code for a protein of 233 amino acids. Lineage: Eukaryota; Apusomonadida; Apusomonadidae.